Messenger RNA from Colletotrichum truncatum, 1248 nucleotides. RefSeq names its product beta-ig-h3 fasciclin. Gene Ontology annotation, cellular component: fungal-type vacuole membrane. Gene Ontology annotation, biological process: macroautophagy. The record is from RefSeq and is a predicted model, not a curated record. Lineage: Eukaryota; Fungi; Ascomycota; Sordariomycetes; Glomerellales; Glomerellaceae.
AUGAGAAUCAGGCGGUCAUCAUGCGCCCUCUGGGCUUCGAGCCUGUCGCUAGUUUUUGGUGUAUCCGCUGUCGCAGCUCAGAAAUUGGAGGAGGUUCUUGAAAAGCAAGCCAACUUGACAACUUUUCGCCGUCUAGUGAAGGACCAUGGCGACAUCUUCUCGAAGCUGCCCACAUCUGGUGUCACGCAGAUCCUCGCGCCGAGUGAUCAGGCCUACUUGAAAGGCCAAGGCUGGGAUGCCAACAAGGACGAGAUCUCGGUUGCGCUACUUUACGGCAUCAUCAACGGAAAAAUCAGCUUCGACGCCUUGUUUCCCGGGAACUCAUCCAUCGAAGACACGUUGCUCACGGACUCACGGUAUUCCAACGUCACAGGCGGGCAGAGCGUCCUGGUGACUAAAUCGCCCAACAAUGAGGUUGUGGUUACUUCGGGCGUCGCACAACGCACUACCGCCAUUCGAACCGAUAUCACCUUCGACGGCGGGCUGAUUCAGAUCAUUGACAGCUUGAUGGUGACGCCUGCACGCCUCGAGAAGACGGUACGCGAUGCUUACCAGGAUUUGACCUCCUUUCUAGGAGCGUUGUACACGACUGACCUCGUAUCUGAAUUCGCCGAGACGCGGAACGUAACCAUAUUCGCGCCUCGGAAUGCCGCCUUUCAGCAGGUUGCAGGUGCGCUUUCAGGCCUGAGCAAAGAUGAUCUUCGUCGUGUACUGCGAUACCAUAUCGUCCCCUCAACGGUAGUCGGCAAGGCGGCCCUGGCCAAUGGAACCAAGCUGGCGACAGGAAUAGACAAGAAGAGUCUGGAAGUGACUCUGUUCAACAACGACAUCUUCAUAGACUCGGCCCGUAUCAUCCAGACGGACAUCCUUAUCGCCAACGGCGUGGUGCAAGUUCUCGAUGCAGUUCUCAACGUCAACUCAAACAACACUUCACCGAAUGUGACGGCGGUAACACAAGCUCCCGUGUUUACCCUUACAGGCAACACGGAGACGGGUACCGCAGCCCCAACUCCAUUCGCCUCCGCAUUGCCUUGUACAACGGACUGUCCCGUAACUGGCGGCGGCGGCGGUGGCGGCAACGGCAGCGGCAAAAGUGGGACCGGUACGGCAACGGGCGGGGUGCGGCCCAGCUCUAGUACGGGAGGCGUGGCCCCUGCACGAUGUACUGGUGGGAUUACUGGCGCAGCCAUGGGAUUGGGUUUGGCAGUGGGUGUACUAGGGAUGGAGGCGAUAGGUGUUGUUGUCUGA